Molecule: messenger RNA, 915 nt
Organism: Ipomoea nil (Japanese morning glory)
Lineage: Eukaryota; Viridiplantae; Streptophyta; Magnoliopsida; Solanales; Convolvulaceae
Exons: 1
Coding region: 1-915 (304 amino acids)
Source: RefSeq, a predicted model, not a curated record
AUGCCGGCGAGUCCGGUGAUAUCGCUGUCAUCGAAGAGCUUUUCCAGCUACUCGAACAGUAAUCUGGCGGAGAUCGCGGCGAGAGUCGUCGAGGAACUCAGAGUGGAGAAUGGAGACGAGUCGGAGUUUUUUGAAGACGACGUGUUUUCCGCUCCGGAGAGUGAAAAGGAGGUUGUAGACGGAGAUGUCGGCAAGGAGGAGACAAAAGAGGAUGGUGAUGGCGAUGAAGAGGAGUUUGAAUUCCAGUUCGUUACUGGAGAUGCUGUGUUCUCACCGAUUUCUGCGGAUGAGAUUUUCUACAAUGGACAGAUCAGGCCGGUUUACCCGGUUUUCAACAGAGAUUUGUUGUCAGGUCACCUGGAUUUUGAAAAUGGGAGCUCGAAUUCGAUGACGAUGACGAAGGCGAAUUCCAGCGAGGAGGAGAAAUCCUCAACGCUGCCGCCGCCGCCGCCGAAGAUUCGGCUUCCAUUAAGGAAACUGUUUACUAAGGAGCGAGAAGCUCAGUCGUCGUGCUCCUCAUCGGAGGCCGACGAGAUGGACGGGAUUCCGCCAGGUACGUACUGCGUGUGGCGACCGAAGGCUCCGGCGGAGAAGUCGUCACCGAAGAACUGUAAGAAGAGCAACUCCACCGGCUGGUCAAAGCGAUGGAAGCUUCGAGACCUCAUCCACCGGAGCAACAGCGAGGGUAAGGACAGUUUCGUCUUUUUAACACCGUCUUUCAGAAAGGGAUCACCAAAGCCAGAAAAGCCAGCGGCGGCCGAGGCUUCGAAAACAGCCGACAAACCUGCAACUCCGCCACAUUGCGCCAAGAGCGACGGCGAUAGGCGGCGGCGGUCGUUUCUGCCGCACAGGCAUGACUUGGUCGGGCUCUUCGCUAACGUGAACGGGUUGAGCCGGAAUUUACAGCCAUUCUAA